AUGUCUCCAACCACUGAUGUGGCCCGUCUCGGGGUCACCAUCCAGGAAGACGUUUUGCGCAAAACAGCCCUUCGAGGAAGUCGGUCGACUGGCAUACGCAGCACGUGGCCAAGCCAGCGCAACCUGUGCAGUGUGAUCAGUUCAUCCAUCGAGGCGCACGACCUUAUGGGUAGUGCAUUACGAAUAUACAUGUAUCGCGAUAUCGAGAAUAUCGUGGCAGCUGAAACAUGA
Molecule: messenger RNA, 231 nt
Organism: Opisthorchis viverrini
Lineage: Eukaryota; Metazoa; Platyhelminthes; Trematoda; Opisthorchiida; Opisthorchiidae
Exons: 3
Coding region: 1-231 (76 amino acids)
Source: RefSeq, a predicted model, not a curated record